Messenger RNA from Zasmidium cellare ATCC 36951, 786 nucleotides. RefSeq lists its product as uncharacterized. Bases 1 to 786 code for a protein of 261 amino acids. The record is from RefSeq and is a predicted model, not a curated record. The transcript has 3 exons. Gene Ontology annotation, molecular function: oxidoreductase activity. Lineage: Eukaryota; Fungi; Ascomycota; Dothideomycetes; Mycosphaerellales; Mycosphaerellaceae.
AUGGCCGACCAAGUCAAGUACACGCAAAAGCUCAAGGGCGACAAAGUCCUCAUCAUCGGCGGCUCAGCAGGCAUCGGCUACGGCGCCGCCGAAGCCUCCCUCGAAAACGGCUGCACGGUAAUAAUCUCCUCCUCGAACCCGUCCCGCGUGGAAAAAGCCAUCACCUCCCUCCAAAAAACCUACCCGUCCGCCGCAUCCCGCAUCACCGGCCACGCCUGCGACCUCGGCGACGAGGCGACGCUCGAGUCGAACAUCGCGGCGCUCUUCGAAGCCGUCGGCGACGGCAUCGACCACGUCAUCCACACGGCCGGCGACAGCCUGGCGGUGAAGGCGCUGCCGGAGAUCGAUAUGGAGUUUAUCAAGAAGGCCGGGCUCGUGAGGUUUUAUGCGCCGUUGUUUAUUGGCAAGUAUGCGCCGCCGAGGAUGAAUCCGGGGCCGAAGAGUUCGAUUACGUUGACGACGGGGGGUGUGGCGGAGAGGCCGAAUCCCAACUGGACCGUCGUCAACUCCUAUGCCACAGGCCUGCAAGGUAUGGUGCGCGGCCUAGCCCUCGACCUGAAGCCCAUCCGCGUGAACCUCGUGUGUCCAGGGGCCGUCGACACGGAACUCUGGGCGGGGAUGAGUCCCGAGCGGAAGGCGGGGUUUUUCAAGCAGAUUGAGGAGAAGUUGCCCGUGGGGAAGGUGGGCACGAUCGAGGAGGUGGCGGAGAGUUAUCUGUAUUUGAUGAAGGAUCGGAAUACCACCGGGACGCAGGUUGUGACGACUGGGGGGCAUUUGAUCGUUUAG